Molecule: messenger RNA, 4901 nt
Organism: Sciurus carolinensis (gray squirrel)
Lineage: Eukaryota; Metazoa; Chordata; Mammalia; Rodentia; Sciuridae
Gene: Nxpe3
Product: neurexophilin and PC-esterase domain family member 3
Exons: 9
Coding region: 637-2316 (559 amino acids)
Source: RefSeq, a predicted model, not a curated record
GCGACGGGGCCGGGUCAGGAAGCUGGGGGUGGUGGUGAAGGGCCUGGCGCAGCCGGGCAAACCGGGGUGUCAGGAGCCGGUUUCUGGGGAGCCAACGGCGCGCGGUGGAACCCGGGGAGAAAUGAAAGGAUAGAUCACUAAAGUAGGGAUGAAUGUCCUCACUGCCCCAGAAUCCGAGCGUGCAAGGAUCUCACAAAAUUGCCCAUCUUGGCCUUGAACUUGUGAUCCUCCUGCCUCAGCCUCCCCCAGUUGCUGGGAUUACAGUAGGAAGAAAGAUAUAAAAAUGAAAAAACAGCAAUGUGUGCUUCAAAUGUGGCAAGAAAAGAAUAAGGGCUACUGGUUAUAAUUGCCUGAGUUCAGGAUUUCAUGCUGGAAGGAAUUGGACAUAAAUUCUGUUUUCUUAAUUCCAAUACAUAUCUCUUGGAAAACUUCCAAAAAAGGAGUUUGUUGAAGAAAAAUGUGCUUCUUGAAUCAACUGCAGUCUCUCCUCUACACAAAGAGCUCUUAAGGCUUCUAACAGGAUAGAAGCAAAUUAAACUGAAAGCUCAUUUGCAGCUCAGAAAAACAAAGACAUGGAGUUUUGAGGAGUGAAGGUAGUAUGGUGUCGGCCAUGGGUGAUCAGGACACAGCCAGACCAUGUGGACCAAUUUCUUCAAACUGCGAUUUUUUUGCUGUCUGCUUGCAGUGCUGAUGGUGGUAGUGCUGGUCAUCAUUGUUACUGAGGUAGAGUACUUGGACCAUGAGACUGUUUCAGCCACAUUCAUCGACAGCAGUGGGCAGUUCGUUUUAUCCCAGGCUACAGGCAUUAGCCGAAAUCCCUACUGUGGCUAUGAACACCAGACUCUGUCCAGUCAGGAACGUUUGGAGGAGGACUCCUUGUUGGCCGCCUUACAGUGGCAGGGGCCUGAUGUGGGCCUAGUGCCUUUCGUGAAGAGCACUGACCCUUCUUCUAGCUACUUUGUCAUCUUGAACUCUGCAGCUUUCUUCAGGGUGGGAAGCCAACUGGAGGUGCUGGUUCAUGUGCAUGAUUUUCAAAGAAAGCCCAAGAAGUAUGGUGGAGACUACUUGCAGGCCAGAAUCCACUCCCCGAAGCUGCGGGCAGGGGCUGUGGGCAGAGUCGUGGACUAUCAGAAUGGGUUUUAUAAGGUUUUUUUUACUUUGCUCUGGUCAGGCAAAGUUAAAGUGUCCAUAUCUCUGGUUCACCCAAGUGAAGGGAUCAGAGUUCUUCAGCACCUACAGGAAGAGAAACCUGACAGGGUUUAUUUUAAGAGUCUCUUCCGUUCAGGAAGGAUUUCUGAAACCACUGAGUGCAAUGUGUGUCUUCCUGGGAGUCUACCCCUGUGUAACUUUACGGAUCUCUACACUGGAGAGCCCUGGUUCUGCUUCAAACCAAAGAAGCUCCCUUGCAGCAGCAGAAUUAACCAUUACAAAGGUGGAUACCUGAAGGGCCUUCUAACUGCUACAGAGAGUGCUUUCUUCCAGAGUGGUGUCAAUAUCAAAAUGCCAAUCAAUUCCAGUGGACCUGAUUGGGUGACUGUGGUUCCCAGGAGGAUAAAAGAAACUAACAAUGUAGAAGUACCUGAAGGCUCAGAAACUUUUCCUUCUGGGUAUUAUUACAAAGACCAGUGGAGGCCCAGAAGAUUUAAGAUGCGCCAUUUUAAUGACCCUGACAACAUUACAGAAUGCUUACAAAGAAAAAUGGUGUAUUUAUUUGGUGACUCGACAAUCAGGCAAUGGUUUGAAUACCUCACUACAUUUGUUCCAGACUUAGUGGAGUUUCAAAUGGGUAGUCCCAAGAAUGUGGGUCCCUUCCUUGCAGUGGACCAGAAGCACAACAUCCUGCUCAAAUACCGCUGCCAUGGUCCACCCAUCCGCUUCACAUCUGUCUUUAGCAAUGAUCUCCGUUAUGUGGCAAAUGAACUGAAUGGGAUUGUGGGAGGGAGGAACACAGUGAUUGCCAUAGCCCUAUGGUCUCACUUCAGCACCUUCCCCUUGGAAGUGUAUAUCCGUCGACUCAGGAACAUCCGUCGGUCAGUGGUCCAGCUCCUGGAUCGAAGCCCUAAGACUGUGGUGGUCAUCCGGACAGCCAAUGCCCAAGAACUGGGGCCUGAAGUGAGCCUCUUCAACAGUGACUGGUACAACUUUCAGCUGGACACCAUCCUUCGGAGGAUGUUCUCAGGGGUUGGAGUAUAUCUUGUUGAUGCCUGGGAGAUGACCCUGGCCCAUUAUCUACCCCACAAGCUGCACCCAGAUGAAGUUAUUGUGAAGAACCAGAUGGACAUGUUCUUAUCUUUUGUGUGCCCCUUGGAGACCUAGCUUGUGCUAGAGGGGACUAGAUGAAUCACAUUCUGUGACCUCUCCAAUUGACUCAUGGUACAUAAAGUUUGUGGGUGACCCCAUUAUGAGAUGGCUACCAUCAAUAUAUGUAACACUUCAAAAAGUGCUGUACUUUAUAUGAUGACCUGUAAGGAGCUUGGAAAAUUCAGGCUAUAUUUAUAUCUACCUUUAGGAUUUUUUCCAAUUGACUUAACCAUGGUAGAAUCCUUAUUAACAGCAUCUACACACUGUAUUGCCCUUGUAACCAAAGAUGCUAAUGAGUUUAUUUGAACUAGCUUCUGGGAGUGGAGACUACUAUGUUAAAGCAUGUGAGAAAUGUUUUGAUGUAAAUGGAAGGGACAAAUUUGGUUGUCAGUGGAAGUGUUCGUAGCUAUGUGGUAAAGGAAAUUGAAUAUAUCUGCAUGAAUAGUACAAGUGGUCCAUCUUUGGGGGGGUUGUGAAUUAAAGAGGGCUUAUAGUUACAGGCUCCUGUGAACACACUGAAGAUUGCAGUGUCCCAGGAGUCUCUCUUGAUCUACCUUUUCUGAAUUACUUGAAAAGGCCAAUGUGCUUGGUCAGAAUUUUAUAGUGUGGGAUAUUAAUAAUUUCCCUCUUUUAUCUAGGAAAGAAGUAAAGGGGAAAUUAUGAAAGCAGUAUAGAUAAAAUCUGUGCUUUGAAUUGAUAUUUGCAUUGAAUGAUUGUUUCUUAUUUGGCUCAGCUAAAUUUUUGUGCAACAAGUAUUUAUUCUAAAAAUAGCCAUUUUUGGAACUGAAAGGGGGAAAUCUAUACCCAGAAGUUUAUUUUUAUGUUCUAAAGUUUGAGGGCUUUUAAGAAUUGACUUUUAUGUAAAGAAUGCUAUUUAUUAUUAUAAAGAUGUAGAAGUUUUUUCCUGCCAAUUUCAAGUGUUUCUUUUUUGGUUAUUUUGAACUACAUACCAAAAUUAGAAGUUAAAAUCUAAUUAGAUAUUAAUAAAAUCAGAUAUUAAAAUUCAUGACAGGUAUUUCUUGAUUUAGGCAUGUGUAUACACAUUCUCUCAUGCUAAAAACCAUUUAAUUGUCAAUUUUAUUUGACUAUCUCAUUAGUUUUAAAUGAGUUGAAGUUAAUUUGGGGUCAUUUAGUAAGUACUGUUCUAUGCUAGAUUACAGUCUAGUUUUAGUUGUUGCUAGGUAGACACAUGAAGAAGGUUUUAGAGGUAAUGAUGGAUGCUUAAAGCAUGAGAAGUAUGCAUAUGUAGAAGAAUAAGUCAAAGAAUUUGAUUUUUUAACUUAGUGUCUAAGAUCUUCCUUUCCUGUUCUUAAAGAUCAUCAUUUAUAAUACAUUUUACAGCAAGAGAAUUUUUGUUUUCUGAACCUGAAGAGGACCAAAGUAGUUAAAUUAAUUUUAAUGGACCUUAAGCUUGUUAUAUUUGAUAAAAUUUGAUAAAAUUUCAGAAUUAGGAUCUGCUUCCAGGAAUUGGGGAACUAACGUUUAUGACAAGAGGCCAGUGAUUCUGAUGCAGGAAGGUGGAACCAGGGAAUAAGACUGCUUGUCUACUAUUUCAAGGGCUUACCAAUAACUUAAUUCUGAUCAUGAUCCAAUAGUAUAGGUGGUAGUUUAUAGAUGAAGAACUUGAAGUUGGAUUUGAACUAAGGUAUGUGGGAGUUCAGCGUCUUAGAAUUUUGUAAACAAGUUUUUAAAAAAAUUUUUUUGGUACUCGGGAUUGACUCAGGGGUACUUAACCACUGAGCCACAUCCCCAGGCCUUUUGUUGUAUUUUAUUUGGGGGUAGAGUCUCACUGAGUUGCUUAGGGCUUCACUAAGUUGCUUAGGCUGGCUUUGAACUCUGGAUCCUCCUGCCUUAGCCUCCCAAGCUGCUGGGAUUACUAGCAUUAUGCCCAGCAGAAGUUUUAUUUUUUGAGAACUUUUUGGCACUUUCUCUAGAAGGAUUGCUGGAGCAAGCUGAGGAGUCACUUUUUCAGGACAAUUUUAGGAAGAAAGCAAACACUGAAUCUCCAGGGGUUUGGAGUGAGGCUGCUGCAACUGAUUUCCUGUGACCUUGUCCAGUUUUAAUUACUUUUUAAUUUGGUUACUUAAGGUUCUAAAGAUUUGUUGACACAGUGGUAGUCUUAGUCACUUUCAUUCCUCUUUUGUCUUUCUGCAUCAUGUGUAAACUUUGAUAUAAAUUGAAAUGUUACAUAAACCUUUCUUUUUUAAAAAAUAUUUUUUAGUUGUUGAUGGACCUUUAUUUUUAUGUGGUGCUGAGGAUCAAACCCAGUGCCACACACAUGCUGGGCAAGCGCUCUACCACUGAGCCACAACCCCAGCCCUACACAAACCUUUCUUAGAACAAUUAGAUAUGAGUAUUUGUAAUCUGAAAAUCCAGAACCCCAAAUGCUCCAAAAACCAAAACUUUUAGAGCACCUGACAUGAUACCACAAGUGAAAAGUUGUACACCUCACACCUCAUGUGAUAGGACACAGUCAAAAAAGAUGCACCAAAAAUGUCACAUAAAAUUAUCUUUAGGGGGCUGGGGAGAUAGCUCAGUCGGUAGAGUGCUUGCCUCUCAAGUACAAGGCCCUGGGUUCGUAUCCCCAGCACCGCCAACAA